Messenger RNA from Epinephelus lanceolatus (giant grouper), 3001 nucleotides. RefSeq names its product adaptor related protein complex 3 subunit mu 2 (gene ap3m2). The record is from RefSeq and is a predicted model, not a curated record. NCBI's taxonomy places the organism in Eukaryota, Metazoa, Chordata, Actinopteri, Perciformes, Serranidae. Gene Ontology annotation, cellular component: clathrin adaptor complex. Gene Ontology annotation, biological process: vesicle-mediated transport; intracellular protein transport.
AACGUCGCCACCUAACGGGAAGCAACGACGGCAGCUCAAUCUUCCAUCGGGAAAAGGGGUGAAAGGCGAGACGAAAACGUAAAACAACUGUCUUCGCUUCUCAGCCUUCAGCCAAAAUGAUCCACAGCCUGUUCCUAGUUAACGCCUCGGGGGACAUUUUCCUGGAGAAGCACUGGAAGAGCGUAGUCAGUCGCUCCGUGUGUGACUACUUCUUCGAGGCACAGGAGCGUGCCACUGAGCCGGAGAACGUCCCACCAGUGAUCCCCACACCGCAUCACUACCUUAUCAGUGUGCUCCGGCAUCGCAUCUACUUUGUCGCAGUCAUCCAGAGCGAGGUGCCACCGCUAUUUGUCAUCGAGUUUCUGCACAGAGUCGUCGACACCUUCCAGGACUAUUUUGGGGUGUGUACAGAGGCUGCUAUUAAAGACAAUGUGGUGGUGGUGUAUGAACUACUGGAGGAGAUGCUGGACAACGGCUUUCCACUGGCCACAGAGUCCAACAUCCUCAAAGAGCUCAUCAAGCCUCCCACCAUCCUCCGCACAAUGGUCAACACCAUCACAGGCAGCACCAAUGUUGGUGAACAGCUCCCCACAGGCCAGCUGUCAGUGGUGCCAUGGCGACGCACCGGAGUCAAAUACACCAACAAUGAAGCCUAUUUUGAUGUGGUGGAAGAAAUUGAUGCAAUCAUUGAUAAAUCAGGCUCCACUAUUACAGCAGAAAUUCAGGGAGUUAUUGAUGCCUGUGUAAAACUGACGGGCAUGCCUGAUCUCACACUCUCGUUCAUGAAUCCUCGGCUGCUGGAUGAUGUCAGCUUCCACCCGUGUGUUCGGUUCAAGCGCUGGGAAGCUGAGCGGAUCCUCUCCUUCAUCCCACCUGAUGGAAACUUCCGGUUGCUCUCCUACCACGUCAGCUCUCAGAACCUGGUGGCGAUCCCAGUGUACGUCAAGCACAACAUCACCUUCCGAGAGGGAAGCUCCCAAGGACGUUUUGACUUGACUCUGGGACCCAAACAGACCAUGGGCAAGGCCGUGGAGUCAGUCCUAGUCAGCAGCCAGCUGCCCCGGGGCGUCCUGAAUGCCAACCUCAACCCCUCACAGGGAACAUACACCUUUGACCCAGUCACAAAGAUGUUGACAUGGGAUGUUGGCAAGAUCAACCCACAGAAGCUUCCCAGCCUGAAAGGCACCAUGAGCCUGCAGGCUGGGGCCUCCAAACCUGACGAGAACCCAACCAUCAACAUCCAGUUCAAGAUCCAACAGAUGGCCAUCUCAGGGCUGAAGGUGAAUCGACUGGACAUGUACGGUGAGAAGUAUAAACCCUUCAAAGGCAUCAAAUACAUGACGAAGGCUGGCAAGUUCCAGGUGCGGACAUAAAGACUGCUGCUCUGUGACUACUGGACCAAACCACCAUGAGACUGAGGGGUGAUGUGAUGGGGGAAGGGGAGUUAGUACAUUCCCUGUGUAUAUGCAUUUCAGGAUUUUACAAAUUGGAGGCUCCAUGUAGCAGUAAAGAAUGGACCAUUGCACAUAGAAACCUUUGUCAAAGUUAAAAGCGUCAAAUGUCUAGUAACCUGGCGAGAGCUUUGAGUCUGGAGAAUAAGAUACAACACUUCCAUGUCUGUCCAAGCUGAGCCCAACGCACAGCCCAACUCAUCCCAAUUUAUAUUUCUCUUUAUAUGUGCUCCUCAGAGCAUUUUUCAAUUAUUUAUUUAAUCAUGAGCCCAAACUAAUCCCAAAGUUUGUGUCAAUACAGGCUCCAUCAAGUUCAAACAUUUCAAGCUCUAACAAACAAACAGGCCACAAUCUGAUGCUGUACUGUUUCAGCUGUGGGUAUCAGGGUUUAGAGGAAUCUGUCCUCCACAUUUCAACACAGUAUUUCAUUGUUUCUGGCUUGUUUGUGUGGAUAGAUGUGUGCUGGUUGACAUGGGAUGUUUUCACACUCUAAACAAUUGUAUUUUAAAAUAGAGCUUCCCCAAUAAUAAAGUGAGAUAGCAUGCUGUAUAGGAUGGUAGAAAUGUUCCCAUGUCAAAGGACCUCUGUAACAUAAAACAAUAGCAUUGUUUUACAGCACAUUAGCACACCAAACAGACAAGGAACUAGUGAUCGGGUGGAUGUGCUUUAACAGCCUGUACUGUACGCUCCUAAAUUUUAUCGAAUAUUGUCUGAUAUUACUUUUCUUCUCAUCUGUAUUAAAAACUCCCCAUAGCAGCCUGCCAGUGAGAGUUGAUAUUACUGUGUUUCUCGUCGUCCCUCCUCUCCUGUCCAGUUUUUCCGAUUCUUUUUCCAGCAUUCAUCCAUUUUCUGUUUGCUCUCCUGUUUGCUCUGUUCUCGUGCUCCUCUUCCUCUGGUUGCAAUAACUUGGUGAUUUUGUCUGCAGCGCUGGAGUCAGCAUACUGACAUAUGAGAAUGUGACACUGGAGCCGUCCUCAAUCAUGCACUUUCACAUCUGCUGGUACUAACAUUUCCUUUGAAUGCAAGUGAGAUGGAUGUAGGGUGGCUUAAGCUGUUAGAGCUAUUUAUUACCGUGAAGGUUUUUGGGAGGAUUUCAGGUAUAUGUUCACCUGUUUUUUAAUUAUUAUUUAUUAAUCAAAACAAGAUACUGCAUAGUGUCAUUAAAUUCUUCUUAAAAGCUUUAACUCUGCUGGAGCUUAUCAUUUAACCAUGUUACGACCAAACAGUGUCAGGUUUUGUUUUCGACACAGAGAAACACAUGGCCAUGAAAAAGAUUUUUGAUCCCGUCAUUCGGUGCUUUACAGUGUGGUCCAAAUGAUCAAAGAAGAAGAGUUCUCAGUGCAUCAUAGUGUGCAUCUCAAUGUCCACUGAACAACUAAAAUGAAACAGAAUAUGUCAAACUAUGUAUUAUGGUGUAAUGGUUGGGUACCUCAGAAGAAAUGUUAAAGGUUUGCAUUUUGUGUUUACAGCAUUUUAUUUGUGUUUGUUAAGCAGCCUCCAAUGGAGCGUUACAGUGGUGUAAAAAUAAAGAUUUGAUGUGUUAUAACAAA